AUUUGGCCGUGUUUCUGUCGAGAUUAAGAACAGUAGUAGUAGGCUAGUAGCAGCUAUCAUCGACCAAUCCAAGACAAGAGUCGAAGUUCACUCUAUAAAGCAUUGGGACACACUUUCUUCACACUCCUCGGAGUCCGUGAGAGUCAAUAGUUGUUAAAAGUUAAAACCGACAUUACCGAAUGGAAGAAGCGGCGUCGUCGGAGCGGCGAAGCUACUGGCGGUGGAGCAAGCGCGACUUCUUCCCGGAGAAGUCAUUCGCGAGCGGCGAGUCGUACCGCGCAGCGCUGGCCGCCACGUGUCCGCGCCUGAAGGACCGUCUCCUGAACCGGUCGAGCGACUCGCACGAGCUGCUGGUGCUCCCACGUGCGAGCGAGCACCGCAUGACGCGCUGCCUCACGUGGUGGGACCUCACGUGGCUGGCCUUCGGCUCCGUGGUGGGCUCCGGCAUCUUCGUCGUCACCGGCCAGGAGGCCCGCCUCAGCGCCGGCCCCGCAAUCGUCCUCUCCUACGCCGCCUCCGGCUUCUCCGCCCUCCUCUCCGCCUUCUGCUACACCGAGUUCGCCGUCGACGUCCCCGUGGCCGGCGGCUCCUUCUCCUUCCUCCGCAUCGAGCUCGGCGACUUCCUGGCCUUCGUGGCCGCCGGCAACAUCCUCCUCGAGGCUCUCGUCGGCGCCGCCGGCCUCGGCCGCUCCUGGUCCUCCUACUUCGCCUCCAUGAUCUCCUCCAACUCCGAUUUCUUCCGCAUCCACGUCCCUUCCUUCAAGCAAGGCUUCGACAUGCUCGAUCCCCUCGCCGUCGCCGUCCUCCUCAUCGCUAACGGCAUUGCCGUUAGCGGCACUCGCAACACCUCCAUCCUCACCUGGCUCAGCUCCCUCGUCACGGCGCUCGUCAUCGCCUUCAUCAUCGUCGUCGGCUUCCUUCACGGUAAAGCCUCUAACCUAACGCCGUUCUUCCCUUACGGCGUCGACGGCGUUUUCAACGCCGCCGCCGUCGUUUACUGGUCCUACACCGGUUUCGACAUGGUCGCCACGAUGGCUGAGGAAACCAAGAAACCUUCUCGAGACAUUCCCAUUGGAUUAAUCGGUUCCAUGGUUAUGAUCACUGUUAUAUACUGUUUAAUGGCUCUUUCGCUUGUGAUGAUGGUUAAUUACACUGAAAUUGACGUGGACGCUGCUUAUUCCGUUGCUUUUGUUCAAAUUGGGAUGAAUUGGGCUAAGUAUCUUGUUAGCAUUUGUGCUUUGAAGGGGAUGACUACUAGCUUGCUUGUUGGUUCCAUGGGCCAAGCUAGGUACACCACCCAGAUUGCUAGGUCACACAUGAUUCCACCCUUCUUCGCUUUGGUUCACCCCAAGACGGGGACGCCGGUCAACGCUACGUUGUUGACCACUAUUUGUAGCUCCGUGGUGGCUCUCUUCACCAGCUUGGAUGUUUUGUCGAGUGUGUUUUCCAUUAGCACGCUUUUCAUUUUCAUGCUUAUGGCGGUUGCUUUGCUUGUGAGGAGGUACUACGAUAGGGAGAGAACGGAGAAGGGUGAGUUGGUGAGGGUGCUUGUGUGCUUGUUGGUUGUUGUUGGUUCCUCUGCUGUUGGCUCUGUGCUUUGGCACACUGGCAAAUUGGGUUGGGUUGGGUAUGUUGUGGCUGCUUGUGUUUGGUUUUUGGGGACAUUGGGGAUGAGUUUUCUUCCCAAGCAGAGGGCUCCUAAGGUGUGGGGGGUUCCCUUUGUUCCGUGGCUGCCGGCGCUGUCCAUCGCUACUAACCUCUUCCUCAUGUGCUCUUUGGACUCUCAGGCCUUCUGGAGGUUCUUGAUUUGCACUGCUGUAAUGUUUCUCUAUUACUUCUUUGUGGCUGUUCAUGCCACUUAUGAUGUGGAUCAUCAAGAGGAAGAGGAAGUGGAUGCUACCAAACAAUAGCGACUUUCAAGGGACAAAGGAACAAAACUUCUUAUUUAUUGCUGCUGAGCCUGCUAGUGCUAGCUGCUUUAUAAUGUUGGCGUUGCAUACUUGUCAAGAUGCAACUUUAAGCACAAGUAAGAGUUCUCGAUUCUGUGGGUUUGUGAGGCUCUGCCAUGAUGCUGUUUUGCUCAGCAUUCAAUUGAAAUUAGAAAUGCUGGUUGUAUAGUUCAUUGGGUAGUGUGGAUAAAUUAGUAGUCUGUGAUUUGAUUAUUGAUGCACAAUAAUAUUUGAAAUGGGAGGAACUCUUGAGUCUUGAUAUAGUUAGGUUUGAAUGAAGUUUUGCUAAAUGUGUUUGUUUUGGGGCCAUUACACUUUGCAAAGCAUGUUAAGUGGUUUAUGUCUAUGAUUUCUCAAUCCAACGUGCUCUAACAUCAAUAAAACAUAUAUUCGUAGGUCCUUUUUAAAGUUCA
This is a messenger RNA of Cajanus cajan (pigeon pea), 2362 nucleotides long. RefSeq names its product cationic amino acid transporter 8 (gene CAT8). The record is from RefSeq and is a predicted model, not a curated record. Gene Ontology annotation, cellular component: plasma membrane. Lineage: Eukaryota; Viridiplantae; Streptophyta; Magnoliopsida; Fabales; Fabaceae. Gene Ontology annotation, molecular function: amino acid transmembrane transporter activity. Gene Ontology annotation, biological process: amino acid transport; transmembrane transport.